AUGAACAAAAUAUACAAGUUGCCAAUAACUCUUACUCUGCUGACAACAACACUUUUGUUGUUGCUGGGAGGAGGAGGAGGACUGGGCGUGGCAUUGACCAAUGCCAACUACAUCACUCAAACAUCUUACUUCACGCACCAGGACUGCCAGAAGCAAUCAGAUAAAGACUUGGAAAUCGGCACCAUCGUCCCAGCUGGUGUGUGCAACUCAUUAACCGGCUCCAACACCAAGCUCUACUGUACACCGGGCGCACAAGAGAUGGAGGCGGUCUACUUCAAUUACAAUGACUCAAACUGCACCGGUCACUCAUUCGGCAACGGCACUAUCCCUCUCAACAUAUGCAAGAAUGACAACUUGAUGUACACAUGCAGUGCCAGCUUGGACAUCCCCGCCAACUCUGGAGUCAUGGUCUACUAUGGCGACUCGUGUGAUGACCUGGAGCUCUACCAAUACGAGCCACUGGAUAUCUGCAUACCCUUCAAUGCGAUAUUUAAUGACACUAGCUACAAAUGGAGCAGGUUCGCUUCCCGUAACAGACCAAUGUUCGGGUAA
Acytostelium subglobosum LB1 is the source of this 552-nucleotide messenger RNA. RefSeq lists its product as hypothetical. The coding region runs from base 1 to 552 and encodes 183 amino acids. The transcript is spliced from 2 exons. Lineage: Eukaryota; Evosea; Eumycetozoa; Acytosteliales; Acytosteliaceae. The record is from RefSeq and is a predicted model, not a curated record.